GGAGCUGGGUUUUGGCAAUUCAGUAGAACAAGUGGAUCGGGAGCUCAGAUAUAAUUCCUUGAAUCCCUUGCUUCCUUAUUAUUUAAAGUCUUUUUUUUUUUUUUUUUUUCAAUUUAUUCAAGUGGAUUUUCCCUUUUCAAGUGAAUAAGCAGAGGGAACUGCCUGGGAUACAUCAGAAAUAAGCCUCCUGAGCUGAGGAUGCUUGUAGUUCCGGGCAGCAGUGCUACUUCCCACAAUGUGAGAAAGACCAUGGCAACUUGGCAGGACUGCUACCUGCUCAGUUCCCAAAAUGAAGACAUCUGCCAGAACGUUCAGGUUUCCAGCCUGUGAUGCUCCAGCAGAUUCAUAUUACAAAAGAGACGAUUCUGGACACGACAAAGGAAAUUUAGGGAAAUAUCCCUAACUAUCAAGAGAAGAGAUCUGUACUGUUUCAGAGAGAGAAACCAUGCGUUCCAGAAGUAACAGUGCAGAAAGCCCAACCAGACCGAAGCCGUGCCAACAAAGGCCAAAAGGCCACCAUAGAGAAGAAACAGGUUACAGUGGGAAAGGGAAUGUGCAAAGAAGGCCAAAGGAGAAGGACGAUGUGCCCCAAGCCAGCACCAUCAUAAGAAGCCCUAAGGCUGAGAAAAAGCAAAGAAGUUCUUUCAAGAAAAGAGAGGACCUCUCUCGUGAUGAUCUGCUAUUUCUUCUUAGUGUCCUUGAGGGUGAAUUACAGGCUCAAGAUGAAGUUAUAGGAAUACUUAAGGCUGAAAAAAUUGACUUGGCUUUGCUUGAAGCACAAUAUGGCUUUGUUACUCCCAAGAAGGUGUUGGAAGCCCUCCAGCGUGACGCUAUUCAAACAAAGGCUGAGCAAUGGCAAGAAGAUAUCUAUGAAAAGCCUAUGGGAGAGCUUGAUAAAGUUGUAGAGAAACAGAAGGAAACUCACAGACGAAUGCUGGAGCAACUUCUAAUGGUAGAAAAAUCACACAGACAGACCCUGUAUGAAUUAGAGGAAGAGAAGAGGAAGCACAGUGAAUACAUGGAGAAAAGUGAUGAGUUUAUAAGCUUACUGGAAAAAGAACGUGAAAGACUGAAAAAGCUUCUUGAACAAGAAACAGCAUAUCAAGAAAAAAAAGAGAAGGAAAACAACAAGAAAAUAGCUAAACUGAAAGAAGAAUUGACUAAACUGAAAUCCUUUGCUUUAAUGGUUGUGGAUGAACAACAAAGACUCACUGAGCAGUUGAACCAACAAAGUCAAAAAAUUCAAGAGUUAACCACUUCUGCAGACCAAGCACAUGAGAAACUCGCUUUUGCUGAAGCAAAAGCUCAAGAGCAAGAACAGAAAGCCAGCAGGCUGGAGGCUGAACUUCAAGUCCAAAACAGUAAGGUUUCCCAAGAUCACGAAGCAAUGAUGGCCAAACUAACCAAUGAAGACAGCCAGAAUCGUCAGCUCCGGUUAAAACUGAAUGCACUCAGCAGGCAAAUUGAUGAGCUGGAAGAGACCAAUAAAUCUUUAAGAAAAGCAGAAGAUGAACUGCAAGACCUAAGGGAUAAGAUAAAUAAGGGAGAAUAUGGGAACUCCACUCUUAUGUCUGAAGUGGAGGAAUUAAGGAAACGACUGCUGGAGAUGGAAGGAAAAGAUGAAGAGCUCAUAAAAAUGGAAGAUCAGUGCAGAGAACUUAAUAAAAAGUUAGAAAAAGAAGCAUCACAGAGCAAGAACCUUAAAGGGGAAGUUGACAAACUCAACAAAAGAAUUAUGGAGCUGGAGAAAUUAGAGGAUGCUUUCAACAAAAGCAAACAGGAAUGCUACUCCCUGAAAUGCAACCUAGAAAGAGAAAAAAUGGUUACAAAGCAGUUGUCCCUUGAGCUGGAAGGCUUAAAAGCUAGGGUUGGAGAGCUCGAAGCAAUUGAAAGCAAGUUAGAAAAAACCGAGUCCACACUCAAAGAAGAUUUAACAAAGCUGAAGACCCUAACAGUGAUGCUUGUGGAUGAAAGAAAAGCUAUGAGUGAAAAAAUAAAGCAAACAGAAGAAAAACUGGAAGCUGCAACUUCUCAGCUCCAGGUGGAAAAAAAUAAAGUGAUGUCCAUUACAGAAAAACUAAUUGAGGAAAGUAAAAAGGCACUGAAAUCAAAAUCUGAUGCAGAGGAAAAAGUGUCCAGUGUCACAAAAGAAAGAGAUGAGCUGAAAAACAAACUCAAAGCAGAAGAGGAGAAAGGAAAUGAUCUUGCUUCCAAAGUAAACAUUCUAAGAAAAAGACUUCAGUCACUGGAAGCUGUUGAAAAAGAAUUUCUUAAAAAUAAGCUUAAAGAGACUACUAAAUCCAGCACUUCCUUGCAGCAGGAGAACAACAAAAUCAAAGAGCUUUCUCAAGAAGUUGAGGGGCUUAAGCAGAAGCUGAAAGAAAUGAAGGCCAUAGAAGACGAUCUUAUGAAAACUGAAGAUGAAUUUGAGUCUCUAGAACGAAGAUAUGUCAAUGAACGGGACAAAGCCAAGCUCCUGUCAGAGGAACUGGAGGCUGUGAAAAUGGAAGUAGCUAGGUAUAAACUAUCAGAAAAGGCAGAGUCUAAUCAAGAGCAGCGUCUUUUUAAGAAGCUCAAAGAAGAAGAAGCUAAAUCAAGUCACCUUUCCAGAGAAGUAGAUGCACUGAAAGAGAAAAUUCAUGAAUACAUGGCAACAGAAGACCUAAUCUGUCACCUCCGAGGUGAUCAUACAGUCUUACAGAAGAAACUCACCCAACAAGAAAACAAGAACAGGGAGUUAGCAAGAGAAAUGGAAAGCCUCACAAAAGAAUUAGAGAGGUACAGACGUUUCAGUAAGAGCCUCAGACCUGGUGCUAAUGGAAGGCGGAUAUCUGACUUGCAGGUUUUUUCUAAAGAAGUCCAGACAGAUCCAGCUGACAACGAACCACCCGAUUACAAAACCCUCAUGCCUUUAGAGAGAGCAGUCAUAAAUGGGCAGCUGUAUGAAGACAGUGAUUAUGAGGACAAGGACAGCAAUGAGGAGGAACAAUCAGUGGCUUUCAAAAGCAACUCAUCCAUCGGGAAUGCCAUGCAUAAGAAAUUAUGGAUCCCUUGGAUGAAGUCCAAAGAAAACCACCACCAGAAUGGAAAGAUUCAUACAAAGCAAAAUGGAAACUGUGCACAGGCUGGAGACUUAGUGCUAAGCCAUACACCUGGCCAACCUCUGCACAUAAAAGUAACUCCAGACCACGGGCAGAACACAGCAACGCUCGAAAUAACAAGUCCUACUACAGAAAGUCCUCACUCCUAUACGAGCACAGCAGUUAUACCUAACUGCGGCACUCCCAAGCAAAGAAUAACUAUUAUUCAAAAUGCCUCCUUCACGCCUGUAAAGUCAAAAGCAUCAGAAGGUUACAUGAGCCCAGAGCAAGCCAUUUCUCCCAUUACUAUGGCUGCUUUUGCAAGAUCUCAGACUCCUGACUCAUGCGGUUCCUUAACGCCUGAAAGAACAAUGUCCCCAUUGGCUUUACCAGGCUCAAGUUCUCAGGAACAAAUGCUCUCCUCAGAGCCUUUGGAAAUGGGAGCCAAGCAUGCCGUUUUCAGAGUAUCCCCAGACAGGCAGUCGUCAUGGCAGUUUCAGAGAUCUAACAGCACGGGAUCAAGUGUAAUAACUACUGAGGAUAACAAAAUCCACAUCCACUUAGGAAGUCCUUACGUCCAAGCUCUCACCGGUACCAAGACCGUCAGCCCCUGUACCCCAGUGCAAGAUAACAGAACUCCAGCACUAGCUAAUGGAAUACCCAGUAAGCCCACCAAUAAAAUCACCAGCAGUAUUACUAUCACACCAACAGCCACUCCUCUCCCACGGCAAUCACAAAUUACAAUUACUGAUGCGUUCCGUCAAUCAGUUCCAACUCGGAUCCCCAAACCAAAGCCAACAAAUGCAACUAAACUACCUGUCAGAAUUCCUGCUGGACAUCUCAACAAGCCACUUCAAGACAGCAGUUCUGGAAAGCUACAUAUUAUAAGGACUGUGUCUAAAGCCUGCCUUCACAGUGGAGGGAGAAGAGUGCAUUCCAACAGUCUAAAUGGCUCAACUGAUAAUUUGUGGGAAAGCUCCUUUCACAUAGGUCUUUCUUUAAGAACUGCCAAAUCUUAAUUCCUAAAUAAAGCAAAAGCUAGUGGUGAUCGCAACAUCACAGCCAGAAUUGGGACCGUUUUGCUGAAGCAAAGACAGAUUUUGAUGCGUUCGGUUACCCAAUUUGUUUCCCUUUUAUUUCACAGCUAAAAGUUUAACUUAGCCACUGAGCCAGUACAACACAUUAGCACUCCUGCGGGACUAUUUUUGCAAACCCACAACAGAAAUCUAUGCCUCCCUCAACAGCCUCACAAGAAAAUCUCAAUGGGUAGUUAAAAAGUGAAGGUUUCAAAAGAUCAGCCUACCGAAACCUUACUUCAGCAUGUGCCUUACAAGACACAUUUUGGCAAAGAAGAAACCGAGAAAAGACUCUUCUACAUUAGAAAGAGAAGCACUCCAAUUUAAUUCACUAAAUCUACAGCUAACAGUAAAGUUCUGAAGCUACAAGUGACACGUGCUCAGGUCCAAAUAAAGCUCAUAGAAGCACCCUGUGAUAUGUUCUGCAAGAUGUGGAACAAGUGUGCACAACGCAAAGAAGCAAAAUGAUUUCUGAAAAGCAGCUGUCAGCCUGGUAUGCUCAUCAGACAAAUGUGAAAAGGAGCAUCAGCACAAAAACAGCUUUCAUCAGAAGGGACAGCAACUGAUGGAUGAGCCAAAGGAAAGAGAGAAAACUCUCCAUACACAGGUCAGCUCGCCAACAGAUCCCAGCUCUGAUAAUGCAACAAAACUCUUAAUAAUUGAGCUACAGUGAACAGUCCACUUCUCACUAGUUGCAAAGCCCACAUAAGAAACUGAUGCCUUUUGGCACCCCUUAUUACCAGCCUACAAACAGAAAAUAAAAACGUAUGGGCAAAAAAAUGAAUUCCCACGACAACAUCCUUUGCUUUACAGCAUACGAACGGCCCCACAAGUACUGUCAGAUCAUCAUCUACAGUACAGUAUUAUACUUCAUACCUGUUUUUACUGCUGGUGUAAAAGAGUUUCCCUGCCUUUUGCUCUAACUUGGGAUGACACAAUUUAUUUCAACUUAUAAGGGACAUGAUCCACACAGUUUUUUCUUUAAGGAUGUAAAAGAACUGACAAGGACAGAUAUUACAGUCUUACGGAUAAAGGAAGACAAGGAAAGCACAGAGAAUGAAAGACAAGGAGUGGUAACAGAAAAAGAGGUAACUGGAAGAAUUUCUGGAAAACAAAAGCCUGUCUCCCCCUCCCUCAACCUGCCCAAAGAUGCGGCACACCCAUAACAGGCAAGAGAGACAUUGUAAUGCUGUCAGAAGUGCUCUUUCUGUUCAUGGAGAGAAAAGGAAACAGCUGAUGUCUUACACCAGCACUAAACAAACUCCUCAGUAUUCCUUAAUCUCUCCUUCUAGUUCUGAGUACAACACAAAAAUGGUAUUCAGUAUUGCACAUAGCUGUGGCAUGAACUGGUAAAACAGAAGGAAGGAAGCCCUGAAGUUAUACGACCUGGGAUGUGUGCAAUACUAAGCAAAACUAAUAAAUAGCCAAAAGUCUCCAACCACCCUCUCCACAUCUCUGAAAGCAAAAAGUAUGCUGAAGAAGUUACUGAGCAAGAUGCUUUAGUUUUUGUCUUGUGGCAAGGUAAAAUAGAUGGCUAAUCCUUUCAUGUCCCAAAAGUGAGAGUAAAUACCUUCAGUUUUUAAUACAGACUCUAAACUAAUGGUUUCUAAUGAUGUGGUCAAAAUCAGAUUAGGAAUUACUCAUACAUCUAUCUAUUAGGAUAUGUGUUCUGUUCUUUCAUACCUUUCUAGCGGGUCUAAACACUUCUUACACACUACUUCUUAGAAGUAGUGUCUUCUGAGUACAAGUUGCUAAAAUGGAAGACACUUACGAGGGCUGAGAUAUUAGGAUGAAUACUUCAUUGGCCAGUUUUUAUUCUAGGGCUAGUUGUAAGGGACUUGGCACAAGGUAGGUAUUUAAAGAAUAUAUUUUAUUUUUUUUCCAGCUUUCUACCCAUCAUUAUGGCAAAGAUGCUUUUUAAAAUACGUCAGCAAUUAAAGUCGGAUAGUUUUUUAAACAAACUAUGUGUUUCACAGAAAUAAACAUGAGCAAAUCUGUCAAAAGCUCUAGUGGGAAAUUAUAUUCUUGUAUUUCUGCUUACAGCGUAUAUUGUAAACCCUUGACUUCCUAUUUUUUGCCACUUGAUCUUAAAGCACUUUAUAGUGUCCACAAGACAUGAUACAAAUUAACAAUUGAUUUUACAUCGGCUGUACAUGAGGAGCAGCAACACAAAAUAAAAAAAUAUAUGGACCUUCUA
This is a messenger RNA of Lagopus muta (rock ptarmigan), 6353 nucleotides long. RefSeq names its product filamin A interacting protein 1 like (gene FILIP1L). The record is from RefSeq and is a predicted model, not a curated record. NCBI's taxonomy places the organism in Eukaryota, Metazoa, Chordata, Aves, Galliformes, Phasianidae. Bases 446 to 4099 code for a protein of 1217 amino acids. The transcript has 9 exons.